CCCAACUUCCCGCCUAAUUUCUCUCUACUCUAGACUCUCUCCCAGUCUCUCUUUGGACACUGUGGACCGAGGAGAGACUGAUCCAGUUUAGUCUUCUUUUUGGUGGUUAGGACUGGUCAAGCCGUGUCUUUUUUUCCUUUUCUUCUAUGUAUUUUUCUUGUGCAGUUGUUGUAAUGUUAAACUGCUAAGUUUCGUGACCGCCUCCAAAGCCUUAUCUGGGUUUACUACUAUCACUCCUCGUGUCUAAGAUUCCCAUUGUAAUAGCUUUCUGUUUCAGACGGUUGGUUGUGUAUGGAUAGAGGUCUAUUCUCUCCAUCAAAGACGCUUCGUAAACUAAAAGUCAUGUUGCAGCAUAGCCGGGACUCAACUCCUGAGAGAGACGACGAGAAGGAUCCUUUAUUACAAAAAGAGAGGAUACCAAAAGAUGUGUUCUAUUUGACUUAUAUCAUACUGUUCAUUCAUGGCAUUGGCCAUCUCUUACCAUGGAACAUGUUCAUCACAGCUCACGAAUAUUUUGAUAAGAAGUUUAGUUGCAGUAAUGCUUCUUUAGUGGAUUCAUCUUGUGCUAGUUUCAUUGGAAACUCUUUUGAGAAUUUCUUUGCACUUGCUGCCAUGCUUCCAGUCAUGAUAACAACAGCCAUUAAUAUUUAUAUACAGAGCAAGAUUCAUUUUAAGUAUAGGAUGUUUUCUUCUUUACUUGUUAUGUUGAUCUUAUUUGUUCUAACAGCAGCUCUUGUGAAGGUAGACACUAUAUCAGCUGUCAACCUUUUCUUCUCUGUGACACUGGUUACCAUUGUUCUGAUGAAUAUAUUCAGUGGCUUGUUUCAAAGCAGUACGUUUGGCUUUGCUGGUAUAUUACCACAGAAAUACACUGCAGCUGUCAUGAGUGGACAGGCUUGUGCUGGAUUAUUCUCUUCUUUUGCACGUAUCAUUAGUUCUGUAGCAACUGCUAAUGUCAUAUUGAGUGCUUUGCUCUACUUCUUGUCUGCCGUGGUUGUCAUAAUAAUCUGCCUUGCUUCGUUAUUCUUUUUAUUGAAACUGCUGUUUGUCAAAUAUUACUUAGACCUAACUAGUGUUAGAGCCCUAAAGUUUAGACAGGAAGACACAAUAAAAAGCACUGUUAAUGUGAAAAUAGCUGCAAGACUACCCUUUUGCUCUAUACUCAAAACUAUAUCAAUAUAUGCUCUAAGUGUUUGUCUAGUCUUCUCUCUGACUAUAUCAUUGUUUCCUGCUGUUUGUAGCAGCAUUAAAUCAUCAGUUAAAGACCCAGAUCACUCCAUAUGGACAGGUAAAUUGUUUGAUGCUCUGGUUUGUUUUCCUCAUAUUUAAUUUUGCUGACUUUGUUGGUCGCUAUCUCUCCAAUUGGUUUAAAAUGACUGGUAAAUGGCGCUUCUUGUUGCUAGCUCUAACUCUCUUACGGUUUCUCUUUGUUCCUCUUCUUUUAUGGUGUAAUGUUCAACCACGUAGUACACAUUUCCAUGUAUUGUUCCACAAUGAUGUUUGGCCUAUAUUAUUUAUUACUGCUCUGGGACUAUCUAAUGGAUUCUUAGCUUCUGUUUGUAUGGUCUCUGCUCCUCAGCGUGUUCCACCUGAGCAUAGGGAAACAGCUUCAACAUUCAUGUCCUUCUUCUUGUGUCUUGGUCUCAUAAUAGGGGCACUCCUCUCAUUCCUGUACACCUACCUCAUCAGACUCUCU
Amphimedon queenslandica is the source of this 1696-nucleotide messenger RNA. RefSeq names its product equilibrative nucleoside transporter 1-like. Gene Ontology annotation, cellular component: plasma membrane. The transcript is spliced from 13 exons. The coding region runs from base 292 to 1329 and encodes 345 amino acids. Gene Ontology annotation, biological process: nucleoside transmembrane transport. Gene Ontology annotation, molecular function: nucleoside transmembrane transporter activity. The record is from RefSeq and is a predicted model, not a curated record. NCBI's taxonomy places the organism in Eukaryota, Metazoa, Porifera, Demospongiae, Haplosclerida, Niphatidae.